AUCGGUCGUUAAAUCUGUCGAUAAUAAGGAUGCAAUGCAAAUGUGUGUGCGUGUGUGUGUGUGUGUGUGUGUAUGGUUGCCAUUGCGGUUUGUUCACGACGCUCGCGACGAUGCUUCUUGUCUCUGUGACGUGAUUACAAAAGGAAGGAUGGAGAAUGAAUUAAGAAUUGUGGUGAAAUGGAGCGGAAAAGAGUACGAUAUUCUCGAUAUUCAGGAGGAUGAUACUGUUUUUACCCUGAAGGAACGUAUACACAGAGAAACGGGCGUUCGACCUGAACGCCAGAAGCUGUUAAAUCUCAAAUUCAAAGGCAAAGCAGCGCAAGAUGAGGAUGUUAUCAGCAAACUGAAUUUGAAGCCUGGCUUCAAGUUGAUGUUGAUGGGCUCGCGCGAAGAGGAUAUUGCUGAGGCUAGUCAAGCUCCAGAAGAUGUACCUGAUGUAAUUAAUGAUCUAGAUAUAGAGGAGGAAGAAGUGGAAAUAGAGAAAGCUGAGAUAAAUCUACGUAAGAUCCAGUUUCGAAUCGAUCGCUAUGUGAUCACAGAGCUGAAUCCUCUCAGAGAGGGUAAGAAACUCCUUGUGUUGGAUAUAGACUACACUCUGUUUGAUCACAGAUCAGUAGCAGAGAGCGGAUAUCAACUGAUGCGUCCGUAUCUCCACGAAUUCUUGACACGUGCAUAUAAGAAUUACGACAUAGUCAUCUGGUCGGCAACCAGCAUGAGGUGGAUCAAUGAAAAGAUGAAAUUGUUAGGAGUUUCUAAACAUCCGGACUACAAGAUAGCUUUUUAUUUAGACGUUCUCGCUAUGAUCACCGUUCACACGCCGAAAUACGGCGUUGUGGGAGUGAAACCACUGGGCAUUAUUUGGGGAAAGUACAAGCAGUUUUCCGCGAAAAACACGAUAAUGUUCGACGACAUCAGGAGAAACUUCAUAAUGAAUCCGCAGUCGGGAUUGAGAAUAAAACCUUUCAAACAUGCUCACACCAGCAGAGUCAAAGACUUUGAGUUGUUGAAGCUGUCGAGAUAUUUAGAAUUGAUAGCCGAUGUCGAUGACUUUCAAACUCUUAAUCACAGAAAAUGGGAGGAAUAUAAGCCCAAGAAAAGUAACCAGAUAAGUAAUGAACAAACCAGCAAUGAAAAUGAAAAUAGUUAAAUACAUAUACAAGGCUUAUAUUUCUUCCUAAUACAUUGUUCUUGAUAAAAGUACAUAAAAGAGCUACUGAGAUCUCUUUUCGCUGCAGAGAGACUGUGCAAUGUUAUCUAAUGAUGUAUAUAACGAGAUAAAAACUAUAUAAAAGAGCGCAUUUGUCAGCUAUUUUAACAAGGUAUUGAGAAAUUUUAAAAAAUGAUUUAUCUAAUAUUCCAGGUGAGAGCAACGCGGUUGAAAACUAAUCGAUAGUUCAAAGAAAUUUUCUAGUUGUCUCCAAUUGAUAAUAAUAUAUUGAAAUUUAUGAAAAAAUAUACAUAUUUUCACAUGCCUUUGUAUUUGUGUGAUGUAUCUGUCGGUUGUAUUAUAUUUUAAACAUGCGUUUAUAAAUUAUGCAUAAUAAGAAUAAUCAAGUACAAGUACGUGAAUGUUACAUAUUAUAAAGCAUUGCAUACAUUCUUUGUGUGUGUGUGCGUGUACGUGCGCGCGCGUGUGUGUAAAAU
Messenger RNA from Pseudomyrmex gracilis, 1644 nucleotides. It is a transcript of the gene Ublcp1, whose product is annotated as ubiquitin-like domain-containing CTD phosphatase 1. Bases 35 to 1147 code for a protein of 370 amino acids. The transcript has 2 exons. The record is from RefSeq and is a predicted model, not a curated record. Gene Ontology annotation, molecular function: protein binding; phosphoprotein phosphatase activity. Gene Ontology annotation, cellular component: nucleus. NCBI's taxonomy places the organism in Eukaryota, Metazoa, Arthropoda, Insecta, Hymenoptera, Formicidae.